UCGCUACUGCCGCACCAAUGCCUCCGCUGCCCUCCUACCCGCCGGGUGUCCUGCAGACCCUGCUCCGACCUUAGGGCUCCGACCGUAGGGCCCCGACCUCUCCCUGCCUGGGGAGCGGACUACUUUUAAUUCCAAGGAGAAACUGGAAGCACAAUGGGCGAUGACAGUGAAUGGUCAAAAUUGCCGGUUGAUCAGAAGUGUGAACACAAGCUGUGGAAAGCAAGGUUAAGUGGAUAUGAAGAGGCCCUGAAAAUCUUCCAAAAAAUAAAGGAUGAAAAGAGCCCAGAAUGGUCCAAAUAUUUGGGAUUGAUAAAAAAAUUUGUCACUGAUUCUAAUGCAGUGGUUCAGUUGAAAGGACUUGAAGCUGCACUUGUUUAUGUUGAAAAUGCCCAUGUUGCAGGAAAAACCACGGGAGAAGUUGUGUCAGGUGUUGUAAGUAAAGUUUUCAACCAACCUAAAGCCAAAGCCAAGGAGCUGGGCAUAGAGAUUUGUCUCAUGUAUAUAGAGAUUGAGAAAGGAGAGGCUGUGCAAGAAGAGCUCCUGAAAGGUCUGGAUAACAAGAACCCCAAGAUCAUAGUGGCCUGUAUAGAGACACUGAGGAAAGCCUUAAGUGAAUUUGGUUCUAAAAUCAUCUUGCUUAAGCCAAUUAUCAAAGUGUUGCCAAAACUCUUUGAGUCUCGAGAGAAGGCUGUUCGAGAUGAAGCCAAACUAAUUGCUGUGGAGAUUUAUAGAUGGAUUCGGGAUGCCCUGAGACCCCCAUUACAAAAUAUAAACUCUGUACAGUUAAAAGAACUAGAAGAAGAAUGGGUGAAACUACCAAUGGGUGCUCCCAAACCAACUCGAUUUCUGCGUUCCCAACAAGAGCUGGAAGCUAAGUUAGAGCAGCAACAAGCUGCUGGUGGUGAUGCUGAAGCGGGUGGUGACGAUGGUGAUGAAGUGCCACAAAUAGAUGCAUAUGAGCUUUUGGAAGCAGUAGAGAUCCUUUCCAAACUUCCCAAAGACUUUUAUGACAAAAUUGAGGCAAAAAAAUGGCAAGAAAGAAAAGAAGCCCUGGAGGCUGUAGAAGUACUAGUGAAAAACCCUAAACUGGAAGCAGGAGAUUAUGCGGAUUUAGUAAAAGCUUUAAAGAAGGUUGUUGGAAAAGAUACCAAUGUCAUGUUGGUAGCCCUGGCAGCAAAAUGUCUUACUGGCCUGGCUGUUGGGCUGAGGAAGAAAUUUGGACAAUAUGCAGGACAUGUUGUGCCAACCAUUUUGGAGAAAUUCAAAGAGAAGAAGCCUCAAGUGGUGCAAGCCCUGCAAGAGGCAAUUGAUGCAAUCUUCCUCACUACCACAUUACAGAACAUUAGUGAGGAUGUAUUAGCAGUGAUGGAUAAUAAAAACCCAACCAUCAAACAGCAGACUUCUCUGUUUAUUGCAAGAAGUUUCCGCCAUUGCACUGCUUCUACCCUGCCAAAGAGCUUGUUAAAGCCCUUUUGUGCUGCUCUACUCAAGCACAUCAAUGAUUCUGCUCUUGAAGUCAGAGAUGCUGCAUUUGAAGCAUUGGGUACCGCUUUGAAGGUGGUUGGUGAGAAAGCAGUCAACCCAUUUUUAGCUGAUGUAGACAAACUCAAACUUGAUAGGGCUGGUGGACUACCUAAAAAGGGAAAACCAACUGCACCAGGAGGUACAGGGAGCAUUGGAACCAAGAACAAAAAAGGAUUGGAGACCAAAGAAAUAGUGGAGCCUGAGCUCUCGAUAGAAGUAUGUGAAGAAAAAGCUUCAGCUGUCCUUCCCCCUACCUGUAUACAGUUGCUUGACAGCAGUAACUGGAAGGAAAGGCUAGCCUGCAUGGAAGAGUUCCAGAAGGCUGUUGAACUGAUGGACCGAACUGAAAUGCCAUGCCAGGCAUUAGUGAGGAUGCUGGCCAAAAAACCUGGAUGGAAAGAAACCAAUUUUCAGGUGAUGCAGAUGAAGCUUCACAUAGUUGCUUUGAUUGCCCAGAAGGGAAACUUUUCCAAAACGUCAGCUCAGAUUGUGUUAGACGGCCUUGUGGACAAGAUUGGAGAUGUGAAAUGUGGAAAUAAUGCGAAAGAAGCCAUGACAGCAAUGGCUGAGGCUUGUAUGUUGCCGUGGACAGCGGAGCAGGUUAUGUCAAUGGCUUUCUCACAGAAGAAUCCCAAGAACCAGUCAGAAACUCUGAAUUGGCUAUCAAAUGCAAUCAAAGAAUUUGGUUUUUCUGGGUUGAACGUCAAAGCUUUCAUUAGUAAUGUGAAAACCGCUCUUGCUGCUACAAACCCAGCUGUGAGGACUUCCGCCAUCACCUUACUUGGUGUGAUGUAUCUGUAUGUUGGUCCUUCUUUGAGAAUGUUCUUUGAGGAUGAGAAGCCUGCCCUCCUGUCACAGAUAGAUGCAGAAUUUGAGAAGAUGCAGGGACAGAGCCCACCUACCCCAACCAGAGGGCUCUCCAAGCACAGCACAGCAGGUACUGAUGAAGGAGAAGAUGGAGACGAACCAGAUGACGGGGGCAAUGAUGUUGUUGAUCUUUUGCCAAGGACAGAGAUCAGUGAUAAAAUUACCUCAGAGUUGGUGUCUAAGAUUGGUGACAAAAAUUGGAAGAUCAGAAAAGAAGGACUAGAUGAAGUAGCAAGUAUUAUCAAUGAAGCAAAAUUUAUCCAACCAAAUAUAGGUGAACUUCCAACUGCCUUGAAAGGUCGACUCAAUGAUUCAAAUAAAAUCCUGGUGCAGCAGACGCUGAAUAUCCUCCAGCAGCUGGCAGUAGCCAUGGGCCCAAACAUUAAGCAACACGUAAAGAACUUGGGCAUUCCUAUCAUCACAGUCCUUGGGGACAGCAAGAACAAUGUUCGUGCUGCUGCCCUAGCAACUGUGAAUGCCUGGGCAGAGCAGACUGGCAUGAAAGAAUGGCUGGAGGGAGAAGAUCUGUCUGAGGAGCUCAAAAAGGAGAAUCCUUUCUUGAGGCAAGAGCUGCUGGGCUGGCUGGCUGAGAAACUACCUACGCUUCGUUCCACGCCCCAAGAUCUAAUUCUCUGUGUUCCUCAUCUCUACUCCUGCCUAGAAGAUCGAAAUGGAGAUGUGCGAAAGAAGGCCCAAGAUGCUUUGCCAUUCUUCAUGAUGCAUUUAGGCUAUGAAAAAAUGGCCAAGGCUACUGGGAAACUAAAGCCAACGUCUAAAGAUCAAGUACUGGCCAUGCUGGAGAAAGCCAAAGCUAACAUGCCAGCUAAGCCCACUGCACCUGCUAAAGCAACAUCCAAGCCAGUGGGAGGGUCAGCCCCAGCCAGAUUCCAGCCAACAUCAGCACCUGUUGAAGAUUCUGUUUCCAGCACUGUAGAAGCCAAACCUGAUCUGAAAAAGGUCAAAGUUCCAGGAGUCUCCUCUAAAGCAAAGAGUACACAAGGAAAAAAAGCACCAGGCAAAACCAACAUAAAGGAAGAUGAAGACAAAUCUGGGCCCAUUUUUAUCAUUGUUCCAAAUGGAAAAGAGCAAAGGAUAAAAGAUGAAAAGGGAUUAAAGGUGCUGAAAUGGAAUUUUACCACCCCACGGGAUGAAUACAUUGAACAACUGAAGACUCAGAUGUCUAGCUGUGUGGCUAAGUGGUUACAAGAUGAGAUGUUUCAUUCAGAUUUUCAGCACCACAAUAAAGCCCUGGCUGUCAUGGUCGAUCACUUGGAGAGUGAAAAAGAAGGUGUCAUUGGUUGCCUGGACCUUAUCUUAAAAUGGCUUACCCUGAGGUUUUUUGACACCAAUACAAGUGUCCUAAUGAAAGCACUAGAAUAUUUAAAAUUGCUCUUUACGCUGCUAAGUGAGGAGGAAUAUCAUCUCACUGAAAACGAAGCAUCUUCUUUCAUCCCCUAUCUCAUCCUCAAGGUUGGAGAGCCAAAAGAUGUAAUUCGGAAAGACGUUCGUGCCAUCCUGAACCGGAUGUGCCUUGUCUACCCAGCCAGCAAGAUGUUCCCCUUUGUCAUGGAAGGAACCAAGUCCAAAAACUCUAAGCAGAGAGCAGAGUGCUUGGAGGAGCUAGGGUGUCUGGUGGAGUCCUAUGGCAUGAACGUUUGCCAGCCAACCCCAGGAAAAGCCUUAAAGGAGAUAGCUAUUCACAUAGGCGACCGAGACAAUGCUGUCCGCAAUGCUGCUCUCAACACUAUCGUCACAGUAUACAAUGUCCAUGGAGAUCAGGUGUUCAAACUCAUUGGAAAUCUUUCUGAAAAGGAUAUGAGCAUGCUUGAGGAGAGAAUUAAGCGGUCAGCAAAGAGGCCCUCUGCUGCACCAGUGAAACAGGUAGAAGAGAAACCACAGCGCACCCAGAACACGACCUCCAAUGCCAACAUGCUGCGCAAGGGCCCGGUUGACGACAUGUCCUCCAAGCUCAACCAAGCCCGAGGCAUGAGUGGGCAUCCUGAGGCCACCCAGAUGGUUCGCCGAGAAUUCCAGCUGGACCUUGAUGAGAUUGAGAAUGACAAUGGUACAGUUCGAUGUGAAAUGCCAGAACUUGUCCAGCAUAAGCUAGAUGACAUUUUUGAACCAGUUCUUAUUCCUGAGCCCAAGAUCCGAGCUGUGUCUCCACACUUUGAUGAUAUGCACAGUAAUACAGCAUCCACAAUCAAUUUCAUUAUCUCCCAAGUAGCCAGUGGUGACAUCAGUGCAAGUAUCCAAGCUCUGACACAGAUCGAUGAGGUCCUGAGACAGGAAGACAAAGCUGAAGCUAUGUCUGGCCACAUUGACCAGUUUCUGAUAGCCACCUUCAUGCAGCUCCGACUCAUCUACAACACGCACAUGGCAGAUGAGAAGCUGGAGAAGGAUGAGAUCAUCAAGCUGUACAGCUGCAUCAUCGGCAACAUGAUCUCGCUAUUUCAGAUUGAAAGCCUGGCCCGGGAGGCUUCCACUGGAGUGCUGAAAGACCUGAUGCAUGGCCUCAUCACCUUAAUGCUGGAUUCUCGGAUCGAAGACCUAGAGGAAGGGCAGCAGGUGAUCCGCUCAGUGAACCUCUUGGUGGUGAAAGUUCUGGAGAAGUCCGACCAGACCAACAUUUUGAGUGCCCUACUUGUUUUGCUGCAAGACAGCCUGCUAGCCACAGCCAGUUCUCCCAAAUUCUCAGAACUUGUUAUGAAGUGUCUUUGGAGAAUGGUUCGGCUGCUGCCCGAUACCAUCAACAGCAUCAACCUGGACAGAAUUCUUCUGGACAUCCACAUUUUCAUGAAAGUCUUCCCCAAGGAGAAGCUGAAGCAGUGCAAAAGUGAAUUUCCUAUAAGGACCCUAAAGACGCUGCUGCACACCUUAUGCAAGUUAAAAGGCCCCAAGAUCCUGGACCACCUCACGAUGAUUGACAACAAGAAUGAGUCGGAGCUGGAGGCCCACCUCUGCCGGAUGAUGAAGCAUAGCAUGGACCAGGCUGGGAGCAAGUCUGAGAAGGAAACUGAAAAGGGCGCAUCGAGAAUCGAUGAAAAAUCAUCAAAGGCCAAAGUGAACGAUUUCUUAGCUGAGAUUUUUAAGAAGAUUGGCUCUAAAGAAAACACUAAAGAGGGCUUGGCAGAGUUAUAUGAAUAUAAGAAGAAAUACUCGGAUGCUGAUAUUGAACCAUUUUUGAAAAAUUCCUCGCAGUUCUUUCAGAGUUAUGUUGAAAGAGGCCUUCGGGUGAUUGAGAUGGAGAGGGAAGGCAAAGGCCGGAUUCCCACUUCCACAGGCAUCUCACCUCAGAUGGAGGUCACCUGUGUGCCCACCCCUACAAGCACAAUGUCCUCCAUAGUUAACACAAAUGGAGAAGAGGUGGGACCAUCUGUCUACCUGGAAAGGCUAAAAAUCCUCCGGCAGAGAUGUGGGCUGGACAACACAAAGCAAGAUGACCGGCCUGCGCUGACGUCUUUGCUCUCUAAGCCCACGGUGCCCACAGUGGCCUCCUCCACAGACAUGCUGCACAGCAAGCUGUUCCAGCUGCGAGAGUCUCGCGAGCAGCACCAGCACUCAGAGCUGGAUUCCAACCAGACCCACUCCGCAGGCACCGUGACCUCCUCCUCCUCCUCCACCACCAACAUCGACGACUUGAAAAAAAGACUGGAGAGAAUAAAGAGCAGUCGCAAAUGAAGCUGCCAUCUUGGCCCCCCGCAGCUUUAGGUUACUAACUAGACGCCCUCAUAGUGUGGCGUGGCCGCACAGGCCGAGUGUGCACAAAGUGGCUCUAGGUGUGGGCCAGCAGAGGAGGGGGUGUGGCCACCCCGUCCCCACACGCCCACAGCCGUCUGUGGAUUAGUUAGUGUACAGACUUGUAAACAGCUGCCCCUCAGCACACACUAGUCUCCAUGGCUUUUUCUGUUCUUUUCUUUUUGACUGCUCAUUUGUAAAAUUGUCCUAAUCUUUCCUGGCUUUUAACUAUUAGAACUCUUUCAUAGUUUUUCUUUGAGUUUGUGAUCUCUUCUCCCUGUAGCCCCGGAGGGUCACUGAAUUCUGUAUGAAUGCAUGGCAUGAAGCAACUAAUUUAAGAGUCUUUUAUAAAUAAAGUUUGCAUUAACUAUA
Molecule: messenger RNA, 6501 nt
Organism: Chinchilla lanigera (long-tailed chinchilla)
Lineage: Eukaryota; Metazoa; Chordata; Mammalia; Rodentia; Chinchillidae
Gene: Ckap5
Product: cytoskeleton associated protein 5
Biological process (GO): establishment or maintenance of microtubule cytoskeleton polarity; centrosome duplication; mitotic spindle organization
Cellular component (GO): centrosome; spindle pole; kinetochore
Molecular function (GO): microtubule plus-end binding; microtubule plus end polymerase activity
Source: RefSeq, a predicted model, not a curated record